This is a messenger RNA of Mastomys coucha (southern multimammate mouse), 5537 nucleotides long. Its product is annotated as probable G-protein coupled receptor 83. The record is from RefSeq and is a predicted model, not a curated record. NCBI's taxonomy places the organism in Eukaryota, Metazoa, Chordata, Mammalia, Rodentia, Muridae. Gene Ontology annotation, molecular function: neuropeptide receptor activity. Bases 501 to 1868 code for a protein of 455 amino acids. Gene Ontology annotation, cellular component: membrane. The transcript is spliced from 5 exons. Gene Ontology annotation, biological process: neuropeptide signaling pathway.
UCUAUAAAGGGCAGCUGCAGAAAGCCUGCUCUGCACGGGCUUGGAGCUGGAGUGGCAGUGCCUGACUCCGCCCUGCCCAGAGCGCCAGCCAGCCUUGGACAGAAAGACUUACAGACUGAUGACUGACUGAAGGCAACAGAAAUUUGGUCGGAAUGAUCACUGGCAGCAUGGAGGAGAAUCUGUGCUUGAGCGAAGCCUGACGCCAUCACCAGUUUGGAGCAGGUGCUGUGGGCACUCUCCAGGAAGAGCGUUUGCAGACAGCCUGCCCUGUGCUCAGCUGCUCAGCUCUGCGCACUUGCCCACCCUGAGCAGGGCCAGUUAUUUUGCUGGUUCCUGGUAUUUCUUCCCUCUCCCUAAUCCAGACACCCCAGCUCAGAGCUCCAGGGAACUAAAUAGAUUGCCUGGCUGUCUGUCCACGGCCUUAACUUUGCCCUCUUUCUUUUUUGAGAGCCUCCUGAGUGAGUAGCUUAAGGUCCUCAGGGUCCACUACAGGCACUGGGAUGGAUGCUCCAACCACGGAUGUGCCCCCAGAGGAUUUCCAGAGCCCUGGCACCAUGGGCUUUGGGGACGAGCUGACUCCAGAAGCUCUGAGUGUACCUAGUGGUUUUGAUGACUUGAUCACUUCUACCACCUCCCAGGUGCUUCAGGCCGCAUCCAAUGCUGGCCGCAAUGGCAUGUUGUCCAAGAUGGAUAAGUUGGCAGACCACAUGGCCAACACGGGGGACCUGGCUGACACAUCGGGUCCCCUAGAUUUGGAAAUUGUAUCCCAGGAUGAGCAGGUGCAAUUCUGGUUAGUGGUAGGGUACACCGUAGUGGUCUUUGCUGCUAUCAUAGGCAACUGGGUCUUAAACCACAUAAUUAUGAAGUAUAAGAGGGUACACACUGCCACCGGCCUCUUCGUUGUCAACAUUUCUGUGACCAACAUGAUGCUCGCUCUUCUCAGCUCUCCCUUCACUAUGGUGCGCUAUCUGUGUAAUUCCUUGGUGUUUGGAAAGAUGACAUGUCACCUCAGUCGCUUUGCCCAGUACUCAUGUGCCUAUGUAACUGUGAUGAGCAUGGCAGCUAUUUCCCUGGAUCGACAUCGGGUGAUGCUCUAUCCUUUGAAGGCCCGGAUCACUCCCAUGCAAGGCAAUGUUUGCAUCAUCAUCAUCUGGAUUGUGAGCACUUGUGCUGCUUUGCCACAUGCUGUUUACCAGAAGCUUUACCAAGUAGAAUUUGGCAACACAACAGAGGAAUCUGCCUGCCUCCCAAGUUUCCCAUAUACUUCUAAAUCCACAUGGAAAUACCUUGACCUGGGCACCUUUCUGCUGUUCUUCAUCUUGCCUUUGCUGGUGCUGGUGGCUGUCUAUGGUCAUGUGGCCAAAAAGCUGUGGAUCCAUGAUGCUGUUGAUGACAUCAAUAUCCACACUUACAUCUGCCAGCGUGGGAAGAAGAAGCAGACCCUAAAGAUGCUGAUGACAGUGGUGCUUCUGUAUGCAAUCAGCUGGCUCCCCCUCAAUGUGUACCUGGUGCUCCUGUCCAGUGAAUCCAUCUCAAGCCACAAUGGUCUCUACUUUUUCCUCCACUGGCUAGCAAUUAGUAGUUCCUGCUACAACCCCUACAUUUAUUGCUGGCUUAGUGAUAGUUUCCGUAUUGAAGUUCAGAAAGUCAUCAUGGAAAUCCAGAAGAUGCUACUAGAUAAAAUCAGCCGCAUCAGGGGAGAGCAUCGCCGACUGAGCUCUGUAUCUCAUAGCCAGACCCCUGGCAGCGUGGAUGCCAAUCCAGGAGUGCCCAAAUUCCCACGAUUCAGAGAUUUUGAUGAGCUGCCCAGUCCCCCUCCCUCCCCAACAGUGGAAAUCUCCUUUCUCCAUUCAGUGCCUAGAGUUUAAGCUGCCCAGACCGCGAUUGACUAUCAAAAUAUCUAAGCUUAUGAACAAUUUCAACUCAGCAGAAGAGAGGAGGAGGAAGAAGAAGAGAAAUGAUACCUCAUCCUGUCACUGCCAUUAUUCUGGAGAUAAUGUUUUAAGGUUCUUUGGACAGCAUCCAUGGUUGCAAGUGUCAAGAUGAUACCAGGAUGAGAAUUGAACUUGUGGUCCUCCUCAAUUUCCUCUCUUCUUCCUUGUCUCUUCUUCAGUAUCCUUGGCCUCCCACUGGUCUCACCCCUUUCCUUGGCUUUGUCCAUUUCCUCUUCCUUGCCCCUGUUCUACCUUCUACUCAUCCUUCUCGUCUUUCACUUCCUUCUCUAUUUCCAUUUUUUUCACUGUAAUCUUUCUUAUUGUUUAAAAAAUGUAACAAUGACAAGUUAUCCAGUCUCUACUGAGAUAUCUCCUGGUUGGUAAGGUAUAAACAAGUAUCUAGGUAAUGAGGGAGUAAGAGUUAGCUUCCAGCUACUCUCUUUUCACUUAGUAAAAAGAUGUGGUGGUUUUGGGGGUUCAGAACUUCAAAUGUUUCUAGUAAAUUACCACACUUGCUAUAGUGUUGAAUUCCUUUUUAGAUAAAGGACAAAUUGGGGGAAAGACCUAAUUCAAGUUUAAAUAAUUUUCUUUCCAUUGUCUCUUUAUGUGCCCUUUUCAUCCUUUUAAUUUAAUCCUGUCAUAUUAUUAAUAACUCAAUUACAAAACAAUGAGCUUGUAUUACUAAAGUAUAUUAAUACAUAUUUGGAGUAGCUUUAGGCUGUAAACAAGAUUGAAUCUUCUAUUUAUAACCAUUGUAAACUGCCAACCUACCUGUGAUCUCCUUUUGGCUUAAGCUGUUUUAGGGAUUAGUCUUUGUGAGUAGUGAGCUCUGCUUGUGUAUUUUUUCAACAUGCUAUGUAAAUACUUCUCAUUAUCUUAAGGACAGGUAUGUGUAUUUCCUUUUCACUCACCAUUUGGUAGACUAGAUAUUUCCCAGGAUAAUGGGCUGCCUGCUUAUGGUUCUGCCUCCCCACAUGGAGAAGGCAAAGUCAAAUUUUGCUUGAGCACCCCAAGUUUCUUAGAAGCAUUGUACCUAGCUCUGAUAGCCUUCUUCUCCUGUUUGGACAAGAAAAAUUUGGGUAAAGGGCUAUCAUUGUAAUUUAAAUGAGAAUUGUGCUGUUAUAAGUUAACCUAACAUUCUAUCCUUCUGAAAAAAGCACUUCCCCACCCCAUCCUUAUUCUAUCAAAAGAAUCAAACUUCUUUCACCCCCAGUAAGGCUUGGGAUCUGGAAUGUUCCAUGCUUGACAGAUAAUCCAGCUUCAAAGUUUGCUUCUGACUUGUCUGGAAACACUUCAUGUGGGCUUUUGUUUAGAAAUUUUUGAGCAGCAACUAAUCUGAAUUCAGUACCCAGGCAAGUCUGAGGGUGCUACCAUUGUAAGAAGUUUCUGGCUGAAGGGCUCAUUUGGUUGGAACAUGGUGCUAAUGAGCUCUAGAUCCUAGGCUCUAACCCAUGUGCAGCCAUUUAGCUCUGUGGGUUCGGGCACGGUGCUAAAGAACUGUGGUCACAUGGUUUCUAAACCCCAUGUGUGUCCUUUUACAUAGACUGCACCACUUACCCUAACCACCCUUUUUCUGAACAAUGGUUAUUAGCCCCCUGGAAAGCCCAGCAAAACUGUUGUGUAAAUAUUACUGCAAAAUUUGUUUUCACUUCUGGAGACAACAGUUUAUAAUAUAAACCUUACUGUGUGUUAGCAAUGUCACAUUAUUAGAACAAAGAGAGUAUACCAGAAGUGACAGAACAGAGAAAUUGCUAGAUUUUCCCCUUUUACAAAUUCAAAUACAUUUUUUACAUGUUUUAAAUACCAAGAAACUGUAUCUUGGAACCACUUAGGAUAUUUGGAAGAGUGCUUUGAUGAGAGUAAGACCUACAGGUAGCCUGUCUGAUAUUCAACCUUAAUGAGACAAUUUGGAGUGGGGGAAUUUCUCUAUUGGCAUAGAUAUCCUGGAUGCUGGUAAUCAUGUUUUGGUUACUGUAUAUCUGACAUAUAUAUUCUUUCUCAUGUCUUUUAAGCUGACAGAUUCUUUCACUGCAAAUUGCUGUAUAUCUUGUAAGUUAAGAUAUCUUUCCACACUGUCACAAGAAAUUCUAGAAAUGCAUAAAUAUACACUAACAUAAAUAUACAAGUACAUAUACCAACAUACAUUCAUGGUAUAACAUAGUAGUAUACAUAAUCUGUCACAACUUUGUUGUUUCUGAACACUGUCAACAUCUCUAGACUCUGAGGCAAAGUUUCACUAAUGGACAUAGUAUUGUCAUCUGGCUCAUAUAAGGAGAGAAAGGAAGUACACUAGCUAUGAACAGUAUGAGAGUAAAGAUACAGUUGUUUAGUCUGAUAUUUCUUGUUCACAGACUUUUAUGUGUAUAUUUCAAACUUACUUCCCUUAUAACAGUGAUAGUAAUAUCUUUGUGUGUGACUAUGACUUUGUAUUAUAAUUCUCAAAGUAAGAUCUUAUGAUACUUAUCAGCAAGUGUUCAUUUUCAUUACCCCAUAUUGAAAAACUAAAUACUCUUGGGGUGAUUAUAUAAAAUUUCAGCCUCAAAUAUGGACUUCUUGCAUUUCAGAGUAAGCCUUAUCUGGCUGCUCAAGGAGCUCAUAGAGGAAACAGUGGAGAUUAGCCUCCUGAGAUUUUCCUGACAUAAUAUAUGCAGGCCCAAGUAAAAGUGUCUAUGCUCAGAUUUAUGUAAAUGAAUUUGUUAAUUGGAUUAGUUGAAAUGUAGCAUCUGGAAUGAAUUCCCUGUUCUUUUGUGAUGAGAUCUCCUGCAAGUAAAGUUUGCGGGUUUAUUUUUAUAGAAAGACCUGAGAAGGUACCUAAUAGAUACUGUGCUUCAUGGCUUUUAAUUUAGAGAAUUUUCCAGUCAGUGGUGGGAAGUCUGUAUUAAGAAUUGGGAAGGCGAAUACUGUAUUUGUAAUUUGAGACAAGAGGCUGUCAAUGCUUUUGUAUCUGCAACAUAAGUUAACUACAAAAAACAUAGAAAAAAAUAAAGUCUUUAAACUUAGAGUCUAUAUGACAGUUAGUGAAAUUUCACUCAUUACUUGCUUGAGUUGUUCCCCUCCCCCAUGAAAUGCAACUGAAUAUGGUGAUACCUUAAUGGCUUCAGCUUCUCAGCUUUGCUCACAGCUCUGUGAAUGGAUGGAAAAUAUCCUAAGCACCUGUACAUAGGCAUAUCAUAUACUUGCUACUGAUUCAAAUCUAGAAGUGAAACAGACUGUGUAGAACUGAUGCCUUUUGGGACAAAGACUGUAACCCUGUCAAAUACUACUCAAAUGACAGAGGAAAUAAGGCUCCCUGAAGUGAUGUUGAUGAAUUACAUAUUGACAAGAGGAAUUAAAGAAGUCUUACCAUGCUACAACAGGAGAAUGAACAUUAUUCCUACUAAUGUGCUUGUUACUUAUCUACUUGUUACUGUUGCUUUAAAUAUUAUCUACUAUUGUUGUUAAUUCUCUCUACUCUAAUUUAGUGUUUAGCUAUGUAUUCUAUACUGAAGAGAGGAGGGGCCAAAGGGGAAGGGAUAUUGUGGUGUCAGGGGUAUGGAAAUAGUAGUAGAUUAGGACAUAUAUAUUUCAUAAGCGUAUACUAAAUAAAACUAUUUGUUCAAAGCA